AUGAUUAACUUUUCUUCAAAGCCUGACCCUUUUGACUUACUCGAAUUUUUAAAUACAAAAACAGUCAAUCACUAUCCUAUCUCCAAUUUUAUGCUUCUCAAUACAGUAAAUAACAUAAAUGCUGCAGUCGGAAAUAUUUUUAAUGGAAAUUUGACUAUACUUAAUUCUCUUACCUUUCCAGGAAAUUCUCCAAAUAUUCCGAACUCUCCAACGACUGCAGUCAAUAUAUGAAUGGCAAGUGGAAACACAAAUUGGAUGUCAUCUCCUGAUGUUGUAGUGCAUGAACUAGCAAUUGCGGAAACGUUUGCCCUGAACUAUUGGAAAAGUACACAUGCUUUAGAAGGUUUUGAAAUAACAGUAACUAACACUGAUUGUGGGGCGUCUGAAUACAAUGCUACCUAUGGGUAUUUCUGCUUUUAUAAUUUACUUGCUACUCCUGGCGUUGGCUAUUUAUCAUCACCAUACCCGUACAUAGACUUGCCUACAUCUAUACAUUGAGAAGUUUAA
This is a messenger RNA of Blepharisma stoltei, 507 nucleotides long. NCBI's taxonomy places the organism in Eukaryota, Ciliophora, Heterotrichea, Heterotrichida, Blepharismidae. The record is from the annotation of a GenBank genome assembly.